CGCGUUUCGUCUGUCCGCUUCCACCCAGUCCGGCACCGUCCCCGAAUCGCAGAAUGCCCCUCCUGACGCAGCACCACGCCGAGCCAACCUCCACAAUGGGAUGAGAUGAACAAUCCUCAACGACCAGUCGGCCGCACCGAACCCCUUCCAAUCUGAACCUGGCUGAGAACGGCCGUCUUUGAUGCUGGCGGUUUUUUAGGCACGUGCCCGAGCCCCUGCCCCUGACUGCCGACAUAGCAUGCCCGCCAUGUUGCUCCUCCACCAAACCGGCAGCGUCAAGAUUGGCGAGGUGGUCCGCUACACCGUAACCUACAAGCCCUCGGCCGACCACAUCCUUCCGUCUCCCGAGUGCCUUUACCUGCGCAUCAAGAACACUUGCGCCAUCGCUCUCCGCGCCGCCUUCGUCCACGGCCCCUACACACUGUCGGCUGCUGCAUAUCCCUCGACAUUCAGGCCAUUCGAAAAAUUCGAAAACCCCCGUCGCUAUGGCGUCCCCGAGUUCGAACCCAUGCUCAAGGCCGGCGCCGUCUGGAACUGUCACCUGGUGGUACCUGACAACAUCCGGCAGAGCGCCGGCGAGGGCAGCAGCAAACACGGGCACUUUGGGGGGGGACCCGACCAUGAUGCGGACACAGUGUCGUGGGUCAUAGAGGUUGCCUCGCAGGUCAUCUUCUCCAGCUCAGCAUCGGUGCACUACGAGAUUUUGUUGUCGCGCGACGAGAAGUCAUUGAAUCUCGGAUCUGCGGUGCCAGUCAUUGGGGGGCAAGUUCAAAUGUCCCAGCCAGGCCGUGUGAGCGAUUUCCAGCAGAGUCCCGGCGCAGUGAAGGACCACCCAGCCCAGCCGAAGGGCGUGUUCUCCAAAGCCAUACACCUCAAGGUGGAGGACACGGCGGCUUUGUGGAAUACUCCCGAGGUGCCAGGCUGGCACGAUGUGGGAUGGCUCCGAGCCAGGGAAGACGAGCUUGCCGAUACGCAGAACGAGCCUGUUUUGGAGAGCGGAAAGUCCGAAGAGCCAGGGCGGCUGGCAAGAGUCAGGCAGAAGAGGGUUCAUCUCGUUGUGCUCACACACGGGUUGCACAGCAAUCUCGGCGGUGACAUGCUGUUCCUCAAGGAGAGCAUAGAUGCUGCCGCCAAGCAGGCAAGGAUCGACGCGAAAGCGCGCAAAGCAAGGGAGCGAGCUGCGAGAAAGCCUGCAACUCCUGAAACCAAUGCGCCCGUGGAUGGCUCUCAAGAAACCAAUCAACCUUCGCCCCCUGUUUCUCCCCCAGGGCCGGACGCAGAUAACGCUGACCAACAGGGGGCCGGCGACCGGGAAGAGGAUCUAACUGAUGACGACGGUGAGGAGGUCAUUGUCCGUGGCUUCACUCAAAAUGCGACAAAGACCGAAAGGGGCAUCAAGUACCUGGGAAAACGCCUUGCCAGAUAUAUCUUGUUGAUGACCUACCCGGACCAGCCAUGCUUGCCGACCGCCAAAGCAGCUUCCGAGGCCAUUGCCCACUCGCUCAAGUCGAGCGCACAGAAGAAGGCUAUGGAAGAGGCACACAAGCAUAGUUCUGUUCAUCAUACGCCUCCACCGGGGGGUAAGCGACUGUACAAAUUCACCAAGAUCAGUUUCAUCGGUCACUCCCUGGGCGGGUUGGUACAAACCUAUGCUGUUGCGUACAUACAAAAGCACUCGCCGCAUUUUUUUGAUUUCAUUGAACCCGUCAACUUCAUCGCCUUGGCGUCGCCGUUCCUCGGCCUCAACCACGAGAACCCGCUCUAUGUGAAGUUUGCCUUGGAUUUCGGCCUAGUGGGGAGAACUGGUCAGGAUCUCGGGCUGACCUGGAGAGCCCCGACCAUCGCCCGCAACGGUUGGGGUGCACUCGUCAGUAAUCUUGGGGAACACGCGCAGAAGCGUGUAUACGGGGAGCCUCAGCCGGAGUCCAAGCCACUGCUUCGGAUCUUGCCCACCGGACCAGCUCAUAAGGCACUGAAAAAGUUCCGGAACAGAACAGUUUACUCGAAUGUGGUGAACGACGGCAUCGUGCCUCUCCGAACAAGCUGCCUCCUUUUCCUUGACUGGCAAGGCCUGGGACGUGUUGAAAAAGCUCGUCGAGAGGCUGGUCUUGUGGAAACAGUCGUUGGGUUUGGAUGGGCAGAGCUGACCGGCGCGACUGUCACGACCCCGAGGCUUGCGCCAUGGUCACCCGUAGAGACGGAGAGCAAGGACGGGAUUGACGGCACGGGCAAGACCACCCCAACAGGCCGAGAGGAUUCUCAUCAAGUUCCUCAACCACCGACCGAUGCCGUGUUGGAGGACGACCAGCAGAGUCUCAGAUCGAUGGCUAGCCCGUACCGGGAGACGCCACCUCCGGAGCUGCAACACCUUCAGAGCUCAAGUACAACCACGUCAAAUCCGUUUUCUUCUAUCUUCAAAUUAUUCCGCAGCGAGACGCCAAAGCCGCAACCACCAGCGUCUCCCAAAGUCACCAAGAUCUACCAGCGAGGUCAGACGCUCAAGGCGGGCGACUGGUCCGCCGCCGCCUCUGCUACCUCGUCCAAGGUCACGAGCGGAAGCGAAAUAACAGAAAAGCCUGAGAGCUUGUCGGCACCUCCGCGGACAACCAUUUUCGAAUCAGCAGGCGACCUACUUAAUCCAAAACUACCUCCUGUCGAAUUCCUCAUCGACCCAUCCAAACGGCCUAGGACCAUCUUCCACGACCGGGUGUACCACCCUGCGGACAUCCCUCCACCACCACUGAAGCAGCGGUCUUCAAGCCCGUUAACUCUGCGCCGCCGAACACCGACAACGAACUCCUCCCAGAAGACAGCCCAAAGCGAUAUAUCCUCGCCGGCCCCAUCCCAACCAACAGAUCUCGCAGUCACCAAUCCCUCCCGACAAUCCACGACCCCCAAACAAAGCACCUCCUCAACCAGCGAUGGAUCCACAGUCCACGGCCUCCCCCUGUACAGCCCGCCUCCCGGCAGCAGCAACGCCACCGACAUGCCACCCGAAGUCGACAUUGACACCUCCCAGAUGCGCGUCGAAGAAAAGAUUGCCCGCGCCUACCACCGCGACCUGUCCUGGCGCAAGGUCCUCGUCAAGCUCGAGCCAGAUGCGCACAACAACAUCAUUGUGCGCCGCACCUUCGCCAACGCGUUCGGCUGGCCCGUCGUCCAGCACCUCGUCGAGGCGCACUUCUCGGACGCCGUCACGGCGCGCUGCCGGGACGAGGACGAGCCUGACGUCGAGAGGGCGAGGGAUGUUCGGCUGGCGCCGGGGGAGGACGGCCGGGAGACUAAGCGGGGUGGGAAGGGGCUUAACGCGAGAGGGGAAACGAAGGAGGGGGAGGAGGGGCAGGGGGAGGGGGAGUGGGAGAGUGGCGACACGGUGCCGGAGUUGCCGAAAAGUCCGCAGCUCUCUCCGUCUUUGGUUGGGGGUGGUGGUGGGAAUGGGCUUGGCGUGCCUGCUACAGCCGAGACGCCGCCGGCCCGGACGGCGCCGACUUCUCCACGCCCGCCGCUGAAUAGGCUUGAUUCGGUCACUUGGAGCGACCGGGAUUGGGUGGAUAGUGAGGAUGAGAGCGACGAAGGCGGGAGUGGGAGUGGUGAGAAAAACCAGGGUGGAGGUUUUGGCAUACCGGUUAGCGGUGGUGAGAAGAGCUCGAGUCCAGUGAUGUGGAACUGGACGGAGAAGAUUGUGGGAAAGGGGGCGAGCCGGCUUAAGUCAGCUGUUGGUGGUGGUGGCUCUGGAACCGGGCCUGAGGCUGGCAAGAAGUAAAGUAAUCAACUCCUGACUGGGCAAUGGUUCGUGUUAUGUGGUUAACUCGGGCUUCACAGGGUGUGUCGGUGUUGGGUCGUUUCGGAUAGUGGAUGGGUUCCUGGAGGCGCGGUUCAUAGAGAUGAAUAGAUCUGCAUAUCGAUCGUGGUUUAGCUAGGUCGUGUCAGCUUUCAUUCCGUCUCAUCCACUGAUGCCUUGAGAUUUGGAGGAACUGAGCAGUUAAGAUAACUUAG
This is a messenger RNA of Parathielavia appendiculata, 3996 nucleotides long. RefSeq names its product DUF676-domain-containing protein. Lineage: Eukaryota; Fungi; Ascomycota; Sordariomycetes; Sordariales; Chaetomiaceae. The record is from RefSeq and is a predicted model, not a curated record. Bases 239 to 3763 code for a protein of 1174 amino acids. Gene Ontology annotation, molecular function: monoacylglycerol lipase activity. The transcript is spliced from 2 exons.